AUGUCAGGCGCCCCGGCGAACGCGGAGCGGCGCACCCUGCGCUGGCUGCGGCGGGGCUGCGGGGUCCUGGCGCACCUCGCCGCGCUGGGCACCACCGCGCUGCUGCUGCUGCUCUCCAGGCCCGGCACCAGUGAGUUGACUCUCCCUCCCGCUUCCAUUCCCAAGGCAAAGUAACGGGACGAAGGGGGUGGGGAAGGGCACCGGUUCCUCUCCUGGCCCAGGAUGCGCCUUGGAAGACGUGCGCCACGGCCACGUUUUUAGGGUACCCAAUUGCUGGACCCGAUGGCUCGCUUUCACAAGGUUAAGUGGCUCUUGCGCUGGAGCUUCUGCUCCCUGCGUUUUCUCGAUGGUUAGGCCUGCUCUGAGUCGACCCACUGAAAGUAAUGGGCUUGGCUUUAGCAGAGUUGAAAGCUUUAGGUUCCCCUUACCUUUCCAGGCUACACACAGGAGGGAUUCUACGAUCUUUGCAAGAAGGAGAGGUCGAUGAUUGAUGUAAAAAUGAGCGGACUGCAAGUGAUUUGACAGGGUGGUUGAAGGGAUGUUAACAAGGCGACUACACACACAGGCAAGAGACCUGCCACUAUCACCACCGAAACAGCAUUAAACAAAUGUGCACACAGCAUUGGCUUGGCUGUAGUAGCAGUUUAGCCAGAUGUCCUUGCUCCAUUUGCAGUUUCACACUUGUGAAUGGACAGCCAACCCCCAGACACAAUUAUUCUCCAUACUGCACCCACAUUUGAAUAAUGCACAGGUAAUUCUAAAUGGAGCUUUGUCUAAGUAGUUCACCUGAAACAGUAAUCCCAACCCAGUUUGCUUCAAGAUAUCCCUGUCACUUUCUGCAAUGAGCUCAAAAACUGUUGGAUUAAAGAUCUUACACCCUUGUAUAAGCCACUUUGUGGAGCUACUUCAAAUGUUAUUAACCUAUGUAGUAGUAGUAGUAGUAAUAAUAAUAAUAAUAAUAAUAAUAAAUAAAUACCAGUUUGGUGUAUGUAAAAUUGUGCAGCCCCCAUAUUGAUUUGCAUGUGCAGCAACAGUGUGCAUCUUUUCACUGAUUAUUGUGUGUCUGUGCUAAGCUGAAGCCAUUUAUGGUAAGGUUACCAGACAUCCCCGUUUCCUAGGGACAGUCCCCAGAUUUACAAAUCAGUCCCCUGACAAAAUCCAUCUGUUUAGUAGGAAGUUGAAAAGUGUCUCCGUAUUCACUGAAAAAAAUCUGGUAACCUUAAUUUAUGGCCUCUGAAUGCUCCACCUUUCCCCCAAGGAGCUCAAGGUGGCAUACAUGACUCUCCAUAUUAACCUUGCAACAACCUUGGUUGGUUACACUGACGUACAGUGACUGGCCCAAGGUCAUCCAGUUAGCUUCAUGACUGAGUGAUUGGGGCUAGAACCUCAGUCUCCCAGGUCUUAGUCCAGCACUCUAGCCACUACAUCACAGUGGCUCGUAUACAUGCAGGAAAAAGGCAUGUGCUUAACUGUUGCAUAUGACAAUACCUGUAUACACAUGUCUUUUCCUACAUGGAAAUACAGGAGUUCAUAAUAUUUUGAGGUGGAUACAACAGCUAGUUGGGGCUUUGUAUUGUAAGAGGGCAAGGAUAUCCAUGUUCUGGCUUUCUAAAAUCCAUGACUGUAACCUCAUGAAAGGUAUUGGACUUAAGCUUUUAACUGAGCAAUUCAGUCCCAUUUACUUCAAUGGGAAGCCAAAGUUCUGGGCAUAAUUUCCCAGCUUGCUACUCUGUCUGGCCCAUUUGCGUAGUUCAGUACAGCUACUCAAGCUUGUUGCCAUAUAUUUUAACAUAGCAUUAUAUUCUGCCUAGUUUUCUGCAAUCAUUUAAAUGCUAUAGCUGCCUUUUGUAAUUUAUUAAUAGCCAGUGUGGGUGUUUUUGCGAGUCCUUUCUAGUGAAGUCUGGAAUGGUUUUUUAUCUUCCGUUCUGGCUGCUGGAAGUCUUAUUUUAGAACAUGACAGCUCUAUAGUACAUAAUGGAUGUUUCUUAUUUCAGAAUCCAGCAGCUUCAGUGAACUUUAUAGGGCAGACACACCAGAUCUCUGCAGGCUCUUGUUUUUGAAAUUUUGAUCCGGCAGUCCUAUUGUGUCUGUCUGUGUUAACAUAGUUUGGCAUUUUUUUUAGGUUUGAGCUUUUUAUACAUGCUUUUAAUAACUGGGCAUGAGUCAACCACAGCUAAGCACUUUGAAAUGGAGAGCUUCCAUUGGAAUUAAGCACAUGCAUAAGUCUUCCACUAAAAUCAACAAGGCAAUUAAUAUGCAAUUACAAUCUGAUUCCUACUGAGUUUGAGUGGUUCAUGCUGUAUCUUAGGAAGAUUGGGUAGUAUUCAGCUAAGUUUUUUAUUCAGAGCACUGCUAUUACAAUCAAUGGACCUAACUUAGCCAUGUUUAUUAAUUUUAGUGGGUUUACUCUGGGUAAAACUUAGUUGAAUAUCACCCCUUGUUUCUCCUGAACUAGAAAGGAAUAGCUGAGGCCCGCCCAUUGGGAAAAGUCUUUUCCUCCUUCCAGCUUUUGAAUUAGAAUAUCUUUCUAACCCUAGUCUUAAUAGAACAGGAACAUGUGGGGGGCGGGAAAUCCACCUACUAUAGAGCAGAAGUUCUAAAGCUUCAUAUGGUUGGAGAAGUCUUUGUAUGCUCACUGGACUUUUUAAGAAGCCCUCCACUUCUGCCAUAGAACCCCUGACUGUUGCAAAGGAUGCUUCAGGGGACACAGUCCACAGAUACAGGAUUCUGGCUAGGCCUGCACAAAUUAAAAAUUCAUUUUGUGUUCCCUUGUGGGUGCUUAUAGCAGGGGGAGAGCAGUAGCGGUGGCCAUCGUGGGCAAGAUGCCUAUCAGGAAAGUUUGUUUGCUGCUACAGGUACUGACUUUAUAUUGAGGUGAGUCUGAAAAGUCCAGAUCAGGUUGGUCCAAGCUAUGGCAAACACUGCCUCAUCUGAAACUCUUGCAAGAAGCAUUAACGAGAGUUCCUUCCACAUGCCAUAUGUUUGGAAAACUUGCAGUGAUGAGCAAUAUACAUGGAUAGUGGUUAUGAUAGAUCAGACUUCCUAGCUUGAAGGGGCUGCUGCAAUCAAAUCUGUUGUUGAAGUCAUGUUUGUUUUUGGACUGGAACACAGUUUUGGCUAAGCAUUUUCUCUCUUUCUUAUAGGUUUGUUUUCCUGGCACCCUGCGUUCAUGUCAAUAGCAGUAAGUUGCUUCCUGCUUAUUCAGUACAUCUGAGGAAUGUUGUCUGUUUUUGCCUAGGGAGAAUAUAGCAGAAAGCCUAGAGAUGUGUACACACUCUAAUCUUUUAGAGAGGUGGAAGGGCUUCUGUCCUCCUUUCGCAGCUGACAAUGCACGCAUUAAUUUCUCCCUGUAGUGAGCCUUUCAGAUAAACCUGUAUUUGCAGUGCCUUGGGAGGUACUUGCUAAAAUCCAAAAUGCUCUCCAGAAGCUCUGCCAGCACUUCUAAAUGGACAUGUGUUUUCGUUGUGACUAUAUUUCAAGCACGUUUGCGAUAAUGGCUCCAAUAGGACUCUCUUACACAUGCUUAGUGGGGUUUUCUUUAAGGCGGAAAUGGGGAAUCUGUGACCCUCCAGAUGUUGCUGGACUUCCAUCAUUCCUGGCCAGUGGCCCUGCUGACUAUUGGGAGGUUACAUGUUUCCCAUCCUUGUGGUUUCCCCCCACACUUUUACAAUGACAUACUAUGGCCAGCAUCAUUCUCCUUGUCACAUCACCCCAACCCCCUAAGUCUUUUCACUUCUGACCUUGAGUCACUUUUCCCCUUCAUGUGCUUCUUGGGUAUGUACUAAGUAAACGAUUAUGUUACAGCAUUGUGUUGAGCUGUCAAGCUAUCAAACAGAAUAAAGGUAAGUUGGGGAGGCUAUUGUUCUUGCAAUAACAUUUCUUUUUGUCCUAUCCUAUUCUUUUUAUCUUCUGUAGCGGAUUGGUGAUUGUGCUUCUUUUAAGAAAGAAAAAACUCUGCAAAGCUUUCUGUAUGCUAUUUCAAUAUUUUUUAAUAAUAAUAAUAAUAUGCAUGUGCCUUCUACUGCUAAAGAGGGGACAUCUCCAGAGAUGCCUCUCCUCUGACAAAAGGAGCAAAUUGCCUGCCAAAGAUUUUCUUCCCCUUCCCCACAGCAUUACAUAUGUACAAGUGGUGACACCACUAGACAGAAACUGCUCCCACUCUCCUGAAAAAGUGAUUAGCUGUUCGUAACCUAAGAUUGCACAUGCCAUUUCCCUAGCAGAUAGUCUCUGUACUCAUAAUACUGAACUAUAUUCUAGUAAAUUAUUGUGUUUAAUUUGUGCAUUAUUUUUUUACAAGCCACCUUGGAGGUUUCUUUGGAACUGAAAGAUGGGAUUAAAAUGGUCUCAUAAAUAAACCCCAGACUGGAACCAUCUAGAGUCUUGGCAGCUAGUCUGUUGCACGCACUUGCAAUAAAUAACUUUUCUUUUGUUGCAAAAUGGCACCUCCUAGCUUGGCCCCUUGAAUCUUCCUUCAGCAGUUAUGCUGCAUCUGAAGAGUCAAAUAUGCCUAUCAUUGCCAAGAAUGAAAGUACUGCCCUAUAUCAAAGCUUCUCUGUGAACAUCUUGCUCUCAGCCAGGAGCCAAUAACGUUUGGAUUUCAAAUAAAGGCCACAACGUCUUAUGUUAUGCAGCUUUUAAAAGAAGCUGUGGAUUGGUAAGGCAGGUCAGUAUGAUAGUGACCUGUACUUUGGAUUCAGCACUAAAGUGCAUACCAAGAAGUAAAGAGAAAGUGUCCUGGGGAAAAACUGGUAUCUUUCCCCACCCUGUGGGAUGUCCACAAAUCUCAAGAGCAAAGCUAGAUGUGUAGGGCUGCACACUUCAUGCAGAUCCCCCAGCCAUCUAAUUCAGGCAUGUAGAGGAGCAUGGCUGAAAGCCCACCAUGACUGUAGACAGUGCUGUGAGUGCAUAUGCAAAGGAUUAAUGUUAUGUGCUAGCAAUGCCUUUACAGAGCUGUUGCCAUAAAGCUGUACUUCCCAGUGUUCAGGGAGCUGUGAUAGUUAAUCCAAAUUAAAACUGCUUUUAAGCAUACACUAUAGAUGUACAUCUCAUUUCUCUGUUCUUCCUCUGCUGGAGGAAAAUGACUUAUUCCACUGCAGGGCCACUGUGCAAAUAGCAACAGAUAGGUAGUUUCAAUGGUAGGUUGACCAUAUGUUUUCUUUAAAAAGGAUGCAGCCAAUACAUGCCAGACUUGGCAUCUUGACCAAUCCUCAGAUCCAUUAUUAUUAUUAUUAUUAUUAUUAUUAUUAUUAUUAUUAUUAGAAGUGGGCCUAAUAGGUGAAGCAGUAGCGGAGCCCAAAAUGGUCCAGCAAGUUCAGAACCAGCACCAGGCUUUGGAGUGCCAAUGGGAGGAUGCCCCUCCUCCUGGUCACUGCCAGUCCUGCCCAUUUGCUUAGCCUCUCCCUAUGGACCCAAUCUGCACAACCACCCCAAGGGAGGAUGCAUAGCAAGAGAAGGAUGUUGCUGGUAGGUGAACCAGCAGGGACAGCAAGGAGGAGGAGAACCACCUGGGCCAGGAAACUUCAGGGUCAGCAGCAUUCCUCUGCACAAGGAUGUCAGCAGAUGCCCAGUGGUGCUAACUCCCAAUGCCAACCCUGUGCAACUCUUCUUGGUAUGUUAUAAGCCACCCUAGAUAACACCAACUCAUGAGACCCGUUUAUGUACUUGGCAGAAGAGCUCCCCCUGCCACACCGGACUGUGUCAAUUCAGGUUGCAAAUGAGAAGUGUGUUCUGAAUGCUCUUGAAAAAUGAACAACACUCCCCAUAAUCAACACCCAUACCCGGAUAUAGGGGAAACAACAUGCCGGGGAGAAGGCUGGGUUGAAUACUUUCCCCUGAACUGCUAGUCAUAAGUGUACAGGGAGUUUAUUAGCUAUUGGAGCAUUGCAAGCAUGCAUUAUUUGACACUUGGCUGCCCUGAGUAGUGAAUGAAUGAAAGGUGUAGGGUAUAGCUCCACUUUUAACUUAAAAACCAGCCAAUCUGCAGUCUGAAGUGGUGCCAUAGAGGCUUACUGCCUGCUGUGUCUAAGUACAUAACUGGUUCCAAAGCUUUGGCUGUGCUUCUGUGCUUGUUGUUUUGAAGAUUAUUUGAUUGGGAAGGUGACUCGGGCUCCACUGCUAGGUUGCUAAUGGGUUCUUGUAUUCCCAGUUCUGCCUGUGCCUGACGGAAGCCAUCCUGAUCUUCUCGCAAGAGGGCCUCCUCUUCUGCUCCUGCUCCCAAAAAAUGAAAGUGCAGCUGCACUGGACUGCCCAGACGCUGGCCCUUGUGGCUGCCACACUGGGCUUGGCCUUCAUUGUCUCCAGCAAGAACCGGAGUGAGCUUCCACACUUGGUCUCCUGGCACAGUGUUCUGGGCCUCCUGACUCUCCUGGCAGCUUGUGGGCAGGUCUUGUGUGGAUUCUGCCUUCGCUUUCCUCGGCUGCUGAGGAUCUCGUCCGUGGGUCGCCUCCGGCUCAUCCACAUGAUGUACGGACUGAUCGUUUAUCUGCUAGCCACCUUCACUGUGGCCCUGGGCAUUUAUUCUGACUGGUUUCAGGCCCAGAUUAAAGGGGUGGCUUGGUACUUCUGCCUGGGGUUACCUUUCUGUCCUGCUUUGGUUAUUGUGAAACAGAUUACUAGAACUUGUAAGAAGAGACAGUACAUUUGAGUCUUGGAUCCCAUCAGAACCCACUGGAAUCAAUAUCUCAUCCCCAUUGUUUUCUCCUAUCCUUAGUAUUUAUAACAGCUGAAUUUAGCCUUCUGUUGACACCUGAUUCUGUGUUUUGUGUGCUGCGCC
Podarcis lilfordi (Lilford's wall lizard) is the source of this 6772-nucleotide messenger RNA. The record is from the annotation of a GenBank genome assembly. Lineage: Eukaryota; Metazoa; Chordata; Lepidosauria; Squamata; Lacertidae.